GCAACUGCGCCUUCGACAUGAAAUUUUGCUCGGGUAUUUAUUAUUUGAAGUUUAGAAACUGUUGAAACCUCUAGCAAAAGAGCAGCCCCAACUGUCCAGUGAAGCCAUGUUGCCAUUGACCAAUGUCGCUGAGCCUGACUGAGCGUCUAAGCAGCCAAGAAUCAAGCGCCGGUGUGAAGGGAACUGUUGCAACCGCUGAGUGGUGUGAUUGGAGCAUAUCACCAUGUCUACGCUAGAAUACCGAGACUCUCCGCACCGUUCACCGCAGGAAACACUUUACGAGUACUGCUGGUGCCGCAAUGUUACCAAGGAAGUGCGCAGUCUGAAAAUCGCAUGCUGCGACGCGCUUGUUCGAGAUGCCGGUGUCCUGCUUCGCGUCCUGCCAACCCUGCCAGUCACUUUCAUCCCCACUCUUCUUGCGAGAGCCGUGGAAGAUGGUCGGGACAGAGCCGCGCAACUUCUGGUCUCCUUCUGGCCCCAUAGCACGCUCGAUCUUCCGGCUGUUGUCGGUGGAACGUGUCCUAUAAUUCACCACCCGAAGCGCGUGCUCGCCACAACAGCUGUCGUGCGUGCAUUUGUAGAACUUUCGCUGAAAGGAGACUGCGAUAAUCUGUGCACUCUUAACGUCACAGGUUUCCAGAUUGGUCCUGGGCUGUUGGAGUUCGUUGAGCGUAAGAUGGCUGUAUUUUCUAAGAAGGAUACUUGGACCAGCCCGCGCCAUCUAAUAUGUGACUUCUUCAUUGGUGAACCGCACUCGUUUGACGUUUUCACCUCCCUUUUGCAGCACCGACUGAGCAAGAAAGUGCUGCUGUUUGAAAUCCGCAACCUCGAGGUCGAAGGCGUCGGUGAAACAAGGCUGCUGCAGCUCCUCGAAAUGCUCGACUCAGACGCGCUCACCGGACUCAGCGUGGCGUACAACUCUCUGCAGAAUCAAGGUUUGCUGCGGAUUUCAGAACAGCUUCGGCGCUUCCGUGGGCUCGUCGCACUCGAUCUGUCGUCCAACGGCGUACGCCGAGGAGACGUAAGGCACUACGACUACCUUUCGGACACCAUUCGUGUUAUGCCUCUGCUCCGGCGGCUCAACAUCAAAAGCUGUCGUAUUGGUGGCUACUUGAACACGCUUCUAGCUCGCUGCUCGCUAGAGAUGACUCAGUUGGAUCUGAGCGCUUGCGGCUUGCGACAACAGGACCUCAGGAUCAUUGGGCACUUUAACAAUCUUACCAGUCUGUUGCUAUCGGACAACAACUUCUUCAACAUGGUUGCAGAACUGAUUAGCGUGCUGCUUGUGUUAGAACGCCUGCGAGUGAUGCAUCUGUCCAACUGCGAAAUUCGAGCGGACGGCUUUAAUGUUCUAUGGGAGUCGCUGAGGGUUUCAAGCAGCCAUUUGUGCUCACUCGACCUUACAUGGAACAAGCUCUCGGAGGACAACCUUGCUAUGAUUGUAGGUGACCUUGAAGCUGGUUGGCUACCUCAUUUAGUUCAUUUGUUGCUUCCUGUACCAAGCAAUCCUAGCCCUGCCUACUUCGAGCUCAUCAAGCGCUUGGAAGCCACAAACCCACAUAUUAAGGUGCAGCCCGACCUAGUAUGAAAUAGCUUGCUCGUGCAUUGAGUACUGUGUGGUAUCUUGCAAGAGCAAAUUGACAAGACAUUUUCUGCCUUCUAAGCACUAAUAUGCUGAUGUGAUAGUAGUGACAUGUGUCACUGAAACCUGAAGCUUGCAGUUAUAUGUCGAAUCCAAUCAUUGUGGAUUGCCUACAACAAGACAUACUAGACUUUGCCACUGAACGACAGCCCACCCUUGACAGCUUUAUGCACUAAGAAGACAGGUGUGUUUGUACUACCAUGUUGUACUAACGUCUCUGUUGCAUUUUCUCUGGAUGCAAAAGUUCAUUGCUGUCUAAACUUACAAGCAGAGUGAUUCAAAAUAUUGCUUCCAGUAUAUUUAUAGUGCAUUACUAAGCAGCAAUCUUUACAGUUUGAUGCCAUUUUUCCUGUUUAUCAAGCACUUGUAAAUCAAAAUUUUUUAUUGAUCUCCAAAAGUAAAUGGCACUUCAAGAAAAUAUAAAUAUUAAAAUACAUUUUCUUAUCUGUUGCAUAUUCAAGGUAUGUAACUUUUCUGAACUUUCUAUGAAGUGCUGUUAUACAAAUUUGAAUGGUACAAAUCCUUUUUAUUCCUUUGUGGACACAGUGUGGCAUUUAUGUAGUUAAUUAUGUAGUAUUCUUACCACAGGGGCACAGAAAACGACAUUAACUUUCUGAUGACUCAAAAAUUGAAUGUUAUAUGUACGAUGCCACUCAGGCAAAUCAAAUGACAUUCUCGGUGCCAUUUGUUGUCUGUUGCCUUUACUGGUGUUUAUGGCAGCAAAAGUUUAUACAUGAUUUUUAACCUGUCGUUUUUUUCACUGACUUCUAAGCUGAUUUUUCUCGGUUGCACCAUAGCAAAAUUUACUUCUUGAUCGCAACAGCUUCGACAUGACAGGCACCAUGGCGUAUCAUAGGCUUCGUAUUCAACAUGUAAUAGAUGAACUUGCUGUGGUCGGUUGAAAUGUAAAGUACCGAAACAAAUGGAAGCUAAUGGCAAUCUAAUAUACUUAUAACUACAGAGAGCUGAGCUAUUUAGUAAGUAUUCACUAUAAAACAAACAUGGCGGGCACACACAGAAUGAAGGAAGUCGGGACUCCGCAUAUGCCACACCAAUAUGCUUGCUUCUACAUUUCUCUAUUAUUAAAUGUAGGUUUAAAUUUUAUUAUUAUCAUAAAAUUGUAUUAGCAUAAAAUUGCUAGUAUUGGCAAAAGUCACCGUUAUUAACAUCAGAUCCAAUGCCAUUAAAUUUAGACAUGUGGUAGCUCGGCUAAAAAAAAUCUCAGUUAGGAACUUAAUGGCUUGAAUAUAGAAUGUCAUUUCAUGAAUCCGUGUUGCAUGGCCAUGUCUAACUUACUAAAAUAUGUUAGCAAUUUCAUUUUUACAUUUAAUGAGCCUACUUAUUAUAGAAAUUUGAACAGUUGUAUGCAAGCAAAUACAUUUUGCAUGGGUAGAAGUACUGCGUCGAUUGCGCCAAUCUGACCUGCUGUGUCAGACUGCGCAUAAACGGCAAUUUCCGCAAUAACUGUCGAUUGGGAGUGUAAGCCCCCAAAUCUAGCCGAUUAUUGUCGACCGAGCAACACUGAGCGUUGGCUAUACAGUAAACCCGGCCGCAUUUAUAUCCGGUGUAGUUCAAAUAUGUUGGCAUUCGGUUCAUUCAUAGGGCUUGCUAGUGCUCGUCUCAUCGCUGUUAUCACCGCGAUUUCCUCGCAAAAGUGGUGGCGCCAACACGAGUAACUGUCGAUUUUCUGGUUGUGCACAGAUGCACUAAAUGGCAGUGCGUGUUUACAAGGACAAAUGUAAUUCUUCGUCGUGUGCCAUCGCCACCAAUAAGCAAACACUGUACCACAACAGAUGUUGCCUGGAGUGCCCCCCAGAAAGUCCUUCCCUCAGUUUUACUAAAGUGCGCAAAUGAUGCUCGGCUGGCUCUUUCGCACUAUAUUUUCAUAGCGUGCAGUAAUGACGCCAAGGAGCAUUUCGAAACUAUCACAUGGUCCGGGAUAUGCAGCUACUGAGAUAAGCGACAGCACGGACACUAUGCGCUUUCUGCGAUACAUGUGCGCACUUCUUUACUGUGAUCGGAUACGAAGUGACAACUGACAGUUUCAUUGAAACAUGGAGCAGUCAUGUGCACAUACUCCUGUUUAUUUGCACGCAGCACGGCACCAUUGCUGCCCACGUCGAAACUGCCUGGCGGCUUACUGUAUCGUCUGCAUAUAUUCGCCUUGUGAAUUGCUCAUCCCCACUUCGCUUCAAACUGAUUAGCAGAGUAGUGCGUUUAAUUAGGGUGGGGAGCAAAGUGCAUUGCGGUUAUAAAAACAAGAGAUAGGCAUCGCUUUUUCCUUGUUUUCUCUGAGAAUUCUCUGUCACCCGUGACACACACACAUCUGUGUGUUGUAAGUCUCGUAAGCUCAUUGGUACUGAAUGUUCAGUGAAAACCAUUAGAAUUUUUUUUUACCAGAAAUAAUUUUGAUUGACGAUGAUGUUUUACCCCAGAAAGCUGUUCCAAAACACACCUUUUGGUGCUCCCAACUUGCUCCAAAACUUUCAUCUUUACUGCACCAAAGCUGCUCCAAAACAGCAUUAUUCCUGCUCCCUGAGCUCCCCCAAAACACUAAAGUCCACUUCCACCCCUGAUUUUGCUAGAUUUUCCUACCAAGCUAUUUCUUCAAAAUUAUUGUCCUGGAAUUCACAGUGCUGUUUUCAUUCUGUAGCUGGAACAGUGUGUAUUGCACACCACCGUGUAGCUGAUUGCAGUUCCUGUGUGCUUGUCAAAAACUAAUUUAAAAGCACUGAUACCAAGAAAGGACGACACUUUUUUUAUGUUACCUUCUUGUCCUGCGUUGAGAAAAGAUGGCAGGAAGUCUUGUUGGUAUUCUGUUAUUGAUGCACUAGUUUUUCACUUUUAUAUAUAUUUUUUAUAUAUUUUUCACUUUUAAUGUAAAAGUUUUUGUACAAGUUUUAGAGUAAACUUUUUUAUUGUAUAUGACAUUUACAUAUAUCAGAUAAGGAGUGCAUUCUUAUAGUAAACAGGAAAACUAUUUUGAAGCGAUAGUGUUGAGCAAGAUAUGAAAAGAUAUAAACUUGAAGCAAAAGACAGGAUCCUGUAUAUUUUAGUGUUGUUAAAGGGACCCUGCGACACAUAUGAAGCAUGCAGUUUUCAUCGCUUCUUCUCAAACUAUUGAGUGCUCCGUUAUCCUUGUGUGAAUGAGAACACCAAAAACAAAGUUGCAAUAAUUUUAUUUCAUUAAGGAAACCACACUGUUUUCGGACUAGAGCGACACACAGCGACUAUUUUUGUGAUUAGGAGUGACAACAUUGGCCUUGCCUUUUGAUUGAUUCAACGCGACCAGUGAAAGUCAGUGUCGUUUAUUAUUCUAUUGUACAUUGAAAUUGAUGAGAUACAGAAAUAUAUACAAAUGAGAGCC
Rhipicephalus microplus (southern cattle tick) is the source of this 5009-nucleotide messenger RNA. Its product is annotated as leucine-rich repeat-containing protein 14. Gene Ontology annotation, cellular component: cytoplasm. The record is from RefSeq and is a predicted model, not a curated record. Lineage: Eukaryota; Metazoa; Arthropoda; Arachnida; Ixodida; Ixodidae.